CUCCCGCACGUGACUUUUAUUUUAUUUUUUUUAUUUUCUUAACUCCUGAAACGUUCCAUAGCUCCUGCUUUUUUCAGCCCCGAGUCCAACCUCCAUCCCCCGCUCUCUCUCUCUCCCCAAUGACUUCCCUUUUUCUCUCUAACACAGACGCCACAACAACAAGUGCAAAGAAAGAAGAAACAUGAAAACUUCACGCACCCGUCUACCCUAUCAAAUUACAAAGGAAGAGUCCACACUACCCAACUCUCUCUCUCUCUCUGUUUCUUCAAUGGCCCAACUGGACCAAAAUUGAUGUGGAAGAAAAACAAAAAAGAAGGAAAGAAAGAAUGGGAAAGAAAAGAAAGAGAAGAUAGAUAGAAGCUUUCAAUUAUCAUCCAAACAAACCAACUCUCUCGUAAAAACAUGUUCCCAAGAAUACCCUUCUGCAACCCCUAAAAAAUCCCAAUUUUUGUAACUGUUGUUCAAAAGAGCAUUAUUUUUCACCGAGCUAUGUGAGCUUUUUUGGGUUUCUUGUUUUGUUAGAGUUUCACAGAGGAAACAGGGAAAGUGCUUUAUCACAAAUUUUUGUACAAAUUUGAGGGAAAUCACAGAUCAGAAAUCUCAAAGAAGAGCGAAGGAAGGGAGAGCUCCAGAAGAGCGAAAGAAGGGAGGGGAAAUUGCCGUUUCGUGCUUUGGGUGGGACUGAGCUACAGAACCGGUUCACUUGCUAAACCCGGUCUGCCACAUAGGGUGUAGGGUAUCAUGGAAAAAAUGGAGGGUGAAAGCUCAUUAUCUCGAUCUCGUGCCUUUUAUGCUCCUCUCCUUCGAGCUGCCCUAGAAGAUGACUGGAAAGCUGCUGAAACUUUUAUUGAGAAAUAUCCAAACUGCGUUAGAGCCGCCUUAACAAAAGAGCAAGGGACAGUUCUUCACGAUGCUGCAGCUGCAAAACGCACCCGUUUUGUUAAAAAAACUGGUGAAAUUGAUGACACCGGAAGAAUUAGAAUUGACAACCAACCAAAACUGCACGGCCCUUUGUUUUGCCGCUCAAUCAGAAAUUGUACCAAUUGCAAAGGAGAUGGUGAAAAGGAACAGAAAUCUGCCAUCGAUAUUCCCCAAGAAUUGCACCAAUUGUUUACCACUUUUUGCGGCAAUAAUGACCGGAAAUAGAGACAUGGUGUCGUAUUUAUACUCUGUGACUCCAAUUGAACCCUUGACAUCUUGGGAUCGCAUUCAGCUCCUUAUUGCUACUAUUUCCACUGAUUUGUAUGAUACAGCACUUAAAAUUCUGGAUACUCAAUUAGCACCUGAAGAGAAGAAACUUCUUUGGGUUUCAUUGGAAAUGUUGGCCAGAAAACAUUCGGAAAUUGGCAGCAAAAGUCAGCCAUCAGUAUGGGAAAGAUGCUUAAACUCCUGCUUCAGAGGUCGGUUCUGCAACAAAGCUAUGAUGCAAGCAUCAGCCCAUCAAUUAGUUUACCGCCUUUGGAAAGCGCUUGAAGACGAAAAUUUCUCGUCAACUGCGGUUCAGUAUCAUAUGCAACUACUUCUCGAAGCUGCGCAAGUAGGGAACGUUGAAUUUCUAGUUAUCCUUAUACGCUCUUAUCCCGAUCUCAUAUGGCAAGUUGACAACGGAUAUGGAACUUUAUUUCAUGUUGCUAUAAAACAUCGACAAGAGCAUGUUUUUAAUUUAAUAUAUGAGAUAGGUGUUUUGAAGGGCAACCUUGCAUGCGUUUGCACCAAAAAGGGAAACAACAUGCUCCACUUAGCUGGAGAAUUGCCUUCUUUAGAUCGACUAAAUAUCGUAUCAGGAGCAGCCCUUCAAAUGCAAAGAGAAUUGUUGUGGUUUCAAGUACGAGAUAGAAAAGAUCGUGCCGAAAUCAUAUGUGAACAUGAAGAAUACAAAAGGAAAAACACCUAGGGAUAUUUUUGUGAAGACCCAUGAAGAACUACAGAAGAAUGGUGAAAAGUGGAUGAAGGGUACGUCAAACUCUUGCAUGCUCGUGGCAGCACUGAUUGCAACUGUAGUUUUUCCAGCUGCCUUUACAGUACCGGGUGGUAACAAUCAAGAAACAGACAUUCCUAUAUUUCUGGAAAGCAACUGGUUUACGGUAUUCUUCAUAUCAGAUGCGGUGACAAUGUUAUUCUCUUCGUCUUCAAUAUUAGUUUUCUUGUCAAUUCUCACAUCACGCUACACGGAAAAGGAUUUCCUCAUAUCAUUACCUCGUAGGUUGGCUUUGGGACUUGCUACGCUUUUAAUCUCAAUAAUAGGCAUGUUGAUAGCCUUCACUGCAGCCUGUUUUUUGGUCCUUAAAAGCAAAACAAGUGUUCCAAUCCGUAUAAUUGUUGGGGCGCCCGCCGUUCCAAUUAGUUUGUUUGUUAUCCUACAUUAUGGCCUUUGGUUGGAUAUAUUCCGCUCGGCAUUCUGUUCCAAGAGAUUCCUUUUUCGGUCACAGAAUAGGCUUUUCAAGCAAGCAAGCUAGCCAGGGCUAGAAUGACAAUUACCAGUCAAGCAAUUUCUCAGUAUGAAAUUUGAACAAAUAAUAAUGAUCAAGGCUUCAGAUUGAUCUUCAUUAAUUAGCUAGGAAUGUUGGUCUUUUCCGUGUGUGCGCGCAUAUAUAUGUGCUUCUCGUUGUACGUGCUUUCCUUCAUUUGCAAAACUCACGGGUAAUUACUGGGCUGCUACUAACUAUUAUAUGAAAGCUGCUACUUUUUAUUAAUUAGGACUCUCGAAACUCUCUUGUAACAUAAUUCUAUGAUGUUUAUCGUUAUAUAUAUAUAUAUAUAUAUAUAUUGGUGAAUAUUCUGAUAA
Molecule: messenger RNA, 2785 nt
Organism: Carya illinoinensis
Lineage: Eukaryota; Viridiplantae; Streptophyta; Magnoliopsida; Fagales; Juglandaceae
Product: ankyrin repeat-containing protein ITN1-like
Exons: 6
Coding region: 911-1894 (327 amino acids)
Source: RefSeq, a predicted model, not a curated record